CAAGGAGAGGACAGUAUUUGCGCGGUGAUGCCGCGGAAUUUUUAUUUUACUAACAAAUAGUUCUAUUCUCGUUAGUGAAAACGCCGUGUAACAACGUUAUUAUUUAUUUUAACACCACACAUUUUAUCCGAAAAACAGUCCAGUGCGAGAUAGAAAGUCAAAGAUAGCAUUCAACGGACUUUAGAUUUGCAAUUGUUGACGCGGAAAAAUGGGAGUACCAAAGUUUUUCAGAUAUAUUAGCGAAAGGUAUCCUUGCCUUAGCGAGAAACUUAAGGAAUAUCAGAUUCCUGAAUUUGAUAAUUUAUAUUUAGAUAUGAAUGGCAUUAUACACAACUGCUCUCAUCCAAAUGAUACAGAUGUUUCCUUUCGUAUAACAGAAGAAACUAUAUUUAAGAACAUAUUUCACUAUAUAGAAAUAUUAUUUCGUAUAAUACAGCCACAAAAACUAUUUUUUCUGGCUGUAGAUGGUGUGGCACCACGUGCCAAGAUUAAUCAGCAGAGAGGUCGCCGUUUUCGGGCUGCUAAAGAUGUUGAAGUACAAGAAGCUAAAGCAAGAGCCAAGGGUCAAGAAAUCCCUAAAGAAGCUAGAUUUGAUUCUAAUUGCAUUACUCCUGGAACAGUAUUUAUGUCAAAGCUGAAUGAACAAUUAAAAUAUUUUAUUACAUACAAAAUUUCUACUGAUAAAUUGUGGCAAAAGUGUAAAGUUAUUCUUAGUGGAUCAGAGGUACCUGGUGAAGGAGAACAUAAAAUAAUGGAUUAUAUUAGGUACAUAAAAUCUCAACCGAAAUAUGAAGGAAAUACCCGCCAUUGUUUAUAUGGAUUGGAUGCAGAUCUCAUAAUGUUAGGUUUAUGCUCACAUGAACCUCAUUUCUCUUUACUUCGUGAAGAAGUAAAAUUUGGCAAACAGCAAAAGAAAAUUUUAACUCCUGAAGAAACAAACUUUUGUCUUUUACAUUUGUCUUUAAUGAGAGAAUAUCUUGAGCAUGAAUUUUCCCCAGUUAAAGAUAAACUUAACUUCAAGUUCGAUAUAGAAAAAAUUAUAGAUGAUUGGAUCCUUAUGGGAUUUUUAGUAGGAAAUGAUUUUAUUCCACAUUUACCAAAUUUGCAUAUUGAAAAUGGUGCACUGCCAAUUUUAUAUAACGCUUAUAUGGAAGCACUACCGACUUUAAAUGGUUACAUAAAUGAAGCGGGAAUCCUGAAUUUAGAACGUUUUGAAAAGUUUAUGGCAAAACUUAGUAGUUACGAUAUACAACAAUUUGAUGAAAUAUAUGCAGAUCUAAAGUACUUUGAGGGAAAAACAGGAAGAAGGAUGAAUGAAAGUGAUAGAAAUUAUAAGUGUUCUGUAGAUGAAAAUGCCUCUCCGAAAAGAACUAACAAUAAGGCUUUAAAUGCUUUGAUAAUGGCUACUGAAGACGAGUUGGGAGAGUCUGAUGACGAUGAGGAUGAUUCUGAAGAGGACAGAAACAUGCAAUUAGAAUUUACACAGCACAAGCGUGAAUACUACAUGAAUAAGAUGGAAUAUGAAAAAGUUGAUGCAGAAAUAAUGCGUUCUCAAGCAGAAGGUUAUAUUAGAGCGAUUCAAUGGAACCUUCAUUACUAUUACAACGGAUGUUGUAGUUGGUCGUGGUAUUAUCCACAUCACUAUGCCCCAUUUAUCUCAGACAUAAAAAAUUUUAAGGAUUUGAAAUUGGAAUUUGAUAUGGGAACACCAUUUUUACCAUUUGAGCAAUUGUUAGCUGUUCUGCCAGCUGCCAGCAAAACUUUGUUGCCAGAUGCUUAUCAUGGACUCAUGACAGAGGAAAAUUCUCCAAUAAUUAAAUACUACCCAUUGGACUUUAAAACCGAUUUGAAUGGAAAAAGGCAAGAAUGGGAAGCUGUUGUUUUAAUUCCACUUAUCGACGAAAAAAGCUUACUAGAAGCAAUGGAGCCAUGUAAUGCAAAACUAACAGAUGAAGAAAGAAAAAGGAAUAGUCAUGGACCAAUGUGCGUAUUUGUAUAUACUGAAAUUGACAAAGGACUGUAUGAAGCCCCACAGUAUUUCCCAAGCAUUCGAAGUCAUGCAGAUGUGAAAUUAAUGAGAAGAGAAGAAAUUCUGGUACCUCAAGUUAAGCUUGUUAAGGGUUUAUGCAAAGGAAUUCAACUAAAUGUUUAUUACCCUGGAUUCCCAACAUUGCAACACAUUCCUCAUUCUUCUGCAUUAGAAAAAGCAAAGGUGAAAGUAUUUGAACAGGUUUCUAGAAAAGAAAGUAUGAUUCUUACUGUACUGCCAAAAGAAGUACCAGAUAUUGAUGAAUUAGCUAAGAAAUGGUUGGGUAAAACAGUAUUUGUCAGCUGGCCUCAUCUAAUCGAAGCAUUCGUUAUUGGAAUUUGCAAUUCGAAAAAAAAAAUUAGUAUUCCACAUCCAUCUUCGAAACAAUUCUCUGAUAAUUCUCGCAAUUUUGUUACUGAAACAAUGACCGAUCCCCUCCUGGUUGGGUUGAAUAUUUACAGAAAAAGUAUCACGGAAACUUACAAAUCACGUUUUGGAAUCGAUGUUGGCAAGAUAGACAUAGUGGUACAUGCAUGCCCAAUCGUCGGCAGACAAUAUGUAUACAGCGCUCAAGGUAAAAUGACACUCGAAAAACAGUGGAACGACAACCCCGUCGGUUACGCAUAUCAAGUUAUUUUGCGUGACAUUACCGUACAUAACCCAGAGUUCAUUCAAUUCACAUCCAUCACGGAGGUGUUUAAACCUAAAUCAAUUUGCUUUAUGCUUGGUCAUCCUUACUAUGGCGCCAGAGGCGAGGUUGUCGAGCCUGCCGUAGAUUUGAAAACAAGUCGAAUAAAAGUGGCUAUGAAUGUAUCCCUAGAGCCAAACUUUGACAGAGUUCGCCGAUUGCAGACGGAAACAAGACUGAGAUACAUGCCUGGUAAUAUAGCUGCCCAGCGAUUGGGUAUAAGUAGUCACCUUCUUAGUAGGAUUACUGGAACAAUUCUUGUGAUAAGCGGCGAUGCGUUAGAUCCUGUCAAUUCCAGCAAGCAUAAUUUAGGAUUAAAUCUCAAGUACAAUAAAAAGAACGAAGAGGUUGCUGGAUUCACUAAGAAAGACCAUAACAACGUGUGGUUGUAUAGUACAAAAACUAUAGACUUCGUACGCUCGUACAUGGCUAAAUUUCCCGAAUUAUUCGAACGAUUGGAACAGUUUCUUGUAACAUCUGAUAUGUUUCAAAAAGACGAUCUGUUUCCAAAAGACACAGCCGACGAAGCAGAUGCAGUAGCGACGUGGUUGAAAGAACAGCAAAAAGCGUUGAAUACGACGACACGAGCAUGCGGUUAUGAUUCAUUGGAGACUGAUGUCGUAAAGGGUAUCGAGAAAGAUAUCGAUGAGUACCUAAAUACUCAAGAACAAAAUAGCAAAACUGUUAUCAUGCAUGUGAAGCCUCAUUUACUUUACAAACCUGGCUUGAAUUCGGGUAAUAUACCACCAGACCCGAAGGCGCAGCAUCGAUUGUUCGACAGGAUCAUCUGCGUGAGAGAGAAUUUUACUGUUCCAUUGGGGUACAAGGGUACGAUCGUUGGAGUUCAGAAAGGAGACAAUCCGUUGCUGAACAUGUAUGAAGUGCUGUUUGACAAAGCUUUCGUAGGAGGUAUUGUGAUACACGAAUGUUCGCCAAACCGUAGCUGCCGACUCGCGCCAAGUGACUUUAUCAACAUAAGCUACGGUAUCCAAGCCGAGAACAAAAACAACGUGAACAAGGUGAACGUGCCUUUUCCUACUAAUAACUGGCGACAACAGCAACAAUUUCAACAAAUCCAACAAAAUACUAAUCGUUUCCCUAACCAAACUGAUCAACGAACGUCUCGGAGACAAUCUCAACAAUCUCAACAACCUCAAACUCAGCCACCAGAUCCAUCAGCUCUCAAUAGUUUCUAUCCUGCUUUCGCAAAGAAUGGACAGAGACAACAUCAAAAUCCUGGUAGUAGAAAUCAGCAGAACAAGAUUGGUUUGAACGAAUCGCCGACUCAUCAGAGACGUCAACAGAAUCAAUUCCCUCAGCCACCUGUUGUUUUGCAAAAAGCUUCAGAUGCACCUAAAAAGGCUAAUCAGUCUUCUCCUCAGCAACAGCAGCAGCAACAACAACUACAAUCACAGCCACAGUCACAACCACAACCACAAUCACAACCACAACCACAACCACAACCACAACAACAACCACAACAGCAACGGGAAGGGCCGCAGAUUGUGCAAGGGAUCUCAGAGUUCCAAGCGUUGUGGAAUGAACUAAAUAUGAUGCAGAAGCCAGCAGAUUCACCGAUAACACAAGUGUCACCUUCUCAAGCAAGUGACAAACCAAACCCACCGUCGAGCGCCGUGAAAGAUUCGCCUCAAGACCCGAGUGCUUUUUUGAAAGCAAUGUUGAAAAUACCGGACGAAAGUGCGCACAGCAGCAGGAGCAAACCGGUGACGACCUUGGCGUCAGCAGCUUCAAAUGCUGUUGUCAAGUCGCUACCUGCACAUCAGCAGCAAUGUGCACCGCUGCCAAGUAAACCCGUUGCCUUCCCAUCGCAAACUACUAAAACCACCACCGAUACUCCACCUUUGGUACAACAGUUGUUCGCUCAAGCACGUCAAGCCGAAAAAAGUGGCAAAAACAUUUGGUACUGUUCGCAAUUGUUGUCGCACUUUCAAUUAUUGGAAAUUGGAUUUCCACGAUACGUCUAUUGCGCAAGCAAGGAUGGCACGGUUUGUGCUCAGAUAAUACUACCAGACAUGCGAACAUUUUACGGUGAAUUCUGCCGUACGUCCGCUGAAGCUGCCGAAAGUGCCGCUAAAAAAGUCUAUGAGGAACUAGGAUUAGGAAAAGUUCCACCGACGAAUGUACGAUCAAAUCCCUUACGUCCUCCACCACAACAAUGGUUCAACCCCCGAAUAGGUCCAAAUAUACGCCAACCGCCACCACCGCAACAAGCCAACAUUAAACCAAUGUUACCAGCUGCCUUCCCACAAGUUCCCAUGCAAGCUCCAAUGAUGCAUGGUCCAAUGGUACCACCCAUGCCUAAAUGGUCACCGAUGAUUCCUCAAAAUCCGAAUUUCCCAGUCGGACCUCAACCGCCGGCGAUCAAUCAGAACAUAUUACCUCAUCAACAGCAGCAACAGCAAAUCCAAAACAAUCAGCAGCAACACGAUAACAGAAUAAAUAAACCAGAGCUUUUGAAGAACACCAAUUUCGUGCCACUGCAGGCACAGAAGAAGACGAGAAAUGUGAAAAGGCAACCUGCUGAUGAGAAACAGCAGUCAUCGCCGCCAAAACACCAGCAGGAAACAAAGGAGGUUGCACAGCAAUACAAGGUUGAACAAAAGCCUAAAGACUAUACGCUUAAGGAUAUAAAGCAAGAAAAAAGCAGUCCCAAUAAAUCUACCGAUGUUGCCAAUCCAAACAAUCAGGUACAGAAUACGCAACAGAAGAGUCAGAAAAUUGUUAAGCCGAAGAAAUCAAGAGUUGCUGCAAAAUUUCUUUCGGAACCAAUAGCAAAUGGUGAUCGCCAGUAAAUACAUGAUUGUUGACCAUAAACGGAAAAAAAACUUGUGUUAUGUGUGUAACCGUAAUGAAAGAUGUUUUCCCCUGUUAAUAAAUAUUUCUUAAGGAUCUAUCCUCAAGGAAUAUUUACUAGAUCACAAUCAUUUAUAUAGAUGAAUACAGUUUGUUUUUACUGCUUUAGUCCGUUAGUGCGAUAAAUCAUUUCUAUAAGUAGUGUUUCACUCAUUUUCUGUCGAGUGUUGUUUGAGAUUAAUCGUAUUUAGGAAAAGAGUAUAAUAUAUGUAACUUAAUUUACACAUUCUUGGCAAUCAAGAGAAGAAAAUGAGGAUAAAGAUAAGAUGACUUUUAUUUUUGUAAAAAUGAUCUAUUUAACGUACUGUAAAUCAUUGAGUGCUUUUUAUACAGAGAAAUGUGAAAGCGAUCGUUUGUACAGCAAAUAAUCAAUUAUAGUGUUUAAUUAACUUUUAAUGCUCUGUAACAAUUCUUUUUUUUUUUGUUUAAAAUCAACGCAUCAGACUGGUUUACAAUAAUAAUUUUACAAGGAUAAAAAACUAUACGUGUUAUCACUUUUUAGCAAUUGAUUUUUUUGUUAAAAACAUGCAAGGAAAUAACACAUUUAAUAUAAUAGAAAUUAUUGUCUAUUGAUUUACAUGAAGAAAUAACUAUUACAGAUAAAAGUAUAAGGCUUUUGAAGUUUUAUUCAAUUUCCAGAUGACCAGAAAAUACAGUUCAUCUGUGAUUGAAAAAAUGUAAGUUACAUAUAGUAAUUUAAAUAUUCGAAUUUAUAGAUUUAAUGCAAGCACUACAAUUUAUACCAAUUUUACUUUCCUUUCAUUUUUACUAUUAGUUUGUAAAGUGGCUUCUAAUAAUAAAAAGAGAAUUAAUAAAAUCUUAUUUUCUACUUGAUUCAAUCCUACAAAAUUUCUUAUACCACUUUCAAUGGAUUGGGUCAUUAAAGUUGAUAGUUUGCUCCCGUUCACUGUGCAAUAACGAUAGCUUCACACAAUCUAUAUGUAGAUGGCUUCUAUAAUAUUUAUUAUGCCACUGAUUCUCAAUCUACUUAAAAAUCUACUUGAAAAUUGAGAAAAAAUGGCCUUGUGCUGGUACCUUUUUUUGAAUGUAUCAUCAUUCUUUUAUUUGCCCAGUCCUUGUUUUUGUUUCGUUGUGUUCCUUCUAACUAUACAAAAAUUCAAUUACCCUCUAUUGUAGUAUGCAAUGCAUCUCAUAAUUUGAUUUAACGGUAAUAACAUGUAACUUUUAGUUGGCCGACGUUUUCUUCAGUUAUGAAUUUUAUUAAAUAUCUUUGGAGUUUUGUUUGUAAACUGCAUGCUAAUAAUAAGCGAUAUAAUUCUGUUUAGCCGCUGAUAAAUGUAGUUCUGCAAGUAUGGCGUGAAAUUAAAUUGGAAACACAAUAAAUUAAUUGUCACAUGUAGUUCCACUUUUAAAUUUAUUAAAAGGAAAGGAAGAUAGUUAUGACAAAAACGAAUUAAAAUUUGAAUCGUUCAAAUAAAUAAAAUUUAUACUUUGAGUGUAGUUGAAUUCAUAUUAUUUUAAAAAUAACUAAUGUACAUCUUGAAUGAAAUUAAUCAUGUCCUGAAAUAAUCAAAAAAUUAUGUCUCCAUAGUUACGACAAUGCACAAUUGGCUAUGGUUUAUAAUUUUGUUUAAAUAAAUUUUUCAAACAACUAUUUUUAUAGCUUAUUAUACCUUAACACAAACGAAUUUUAAGACAAUUAUGAAUUCGUAAGAUAAAAUAAAAGAUUUAUCGAAUUUUCAUAUUACUUUAUCAAAUAUAAUCUACUUGUACCACAUGCAGAUAUAUGUUUCUAUAAUUGUAAGACGCAUUGAAUGC
Phymastichus coffea is the source of this 7370-nucleotide messenger RNA. It is a transcript of the gene pcm, whose product is annotated as 5'-3' exoribonuclease 1-like. Bases 209 to 5530 code for a protein of 1773 amino acids. The transcript is spliced from 18 exons. Gene Ontology annotation, biological process: nuclear-transcribed mRNA catabolic process; rRNA catabolic process. NCBI's taxonomy places the organism in Eukaryota, Metazoa, Arthropoda, Insecta, Hymenoptera, Eulophidae. Gene Ontology annotation, cellular component: nucleus. Gene Ontology annotation, molecular function: 5'-3' RNA exonuclease activity; RNA binding. The record is from RefSeq and is a predicted model, not a curated record.